AUGGCGCACGGCGGUGCAAUUCAGCGGUCUCGGAAAAUCCUUCUACUUACUUGGAUUUCGAUGGUGCCGAGUACAAAGUACCUAGGUGUCACUCUUGACCGAAGCCUCACCUUCCACGAGCAUGCCAAAGCCACAGCUCAAAAGACCCAAGCCAGAGUGUCUCUCCUAAAGAAGCUUGCAGGGACCGGAUGGGGAGCUAAUUUCACCACCCUUCGCACCUCCACUCUAGCUCUUGCCUUCUCCACUGCCGAGUAUGCUGCACCUGCAUGGAGCCACAGCACCCAUGUACACAAGGUUGAUGUUGUCCUCAAUGACGCUAUGAGACUAAUCAGCGGAACACUCACUGCAACACCAGUCAGCAACCUGCCAAUAUUAUCUGGCAUACCACCAGCUCAGCUCAGACGAGAUGCGCAGUAUGCUAAGCUUGCCCAAAAGCAUGACAGAGAUAAAUGCCUUGUUCCUGCCCCCUCUGCCUUUGAAGGACAGCGUCUCCCUAGAAGACACUUUGCAACACAGGCUGCUGAGCUGCGGCCUGAGAACCCCCCCUCCACCUUAGCCACUUGGAUAACAAAACGCUGGUCAGACCAGUGGAAUUCGUCCACUACCAACCUGAAGGAGUUCAUCCCAAAGCCCUGUGCAAAACCAAGUGGCAGCGACCUCCCAAGAAAAGCCUGGGUCAACCUAAACCGUGUCAGAACUGGAGUUGGCCGCACACAAUAUUUCCUACAUAAAAUUGGAGCUGAAUCAUCACCAAACUGCGCCUGUGGAGAGAUCCAAACUAUGGAUCAUGUCAUUGAUGAUUGUCCGAUCUACAAAUCCCCCCACGGCGCUUCCGGACUUCGUGAGCUCGAUGAUGAGACGAUCUGUUGGCUCAAUAAGGAUCUUCCUAUCUAG
Molecule: messenger RNA, 894 nt
Organism: Strongylocentrotus purpuratus (purple sea urchin)
Lineage: Eukaryota; Metazoa; Echinodermata; Echinoidea; Camarodonta; Strongylocentrotidae
Exons: 2
Coding region: 1-894 (297 amino acids)
Source: RefSeq, a predicted model, not a curated record